Copidosoma floridanum is the source of this 1104-nucleotide messenger RNA. RefSeq lists its product as uncharacterized. Lineage: Eukaryota; Metazoa; Arthropoda; Insecta; Hymenoptera; Encyrtidae. Gene Ontology annotation, molecular function: metal ion binding. The record is from RefSeq and is a predicted model, not a curated record.
UCUUUGGUAGCCAAACGCCUUUUGGUUCACAGUCGGUAUUCGGUGGUGGAACCGCAUCUUCAGCCAAUGUUUUUGGUGGGUCUGCAGCUAAUGCAGGUACUACGAGUUUUGGAGCAAUAGCUGCUCAGGGCGCCAAUGUUUUCGGUGGGGCGAGCACUACCAAUCCCGGAACCAAUGUAUUUGCCGAGGCUUCUGCUACUCCUAAUGCGUCACUCUUUAGUCAACAGCCCGUAACCGCUACAGUGUCACCCUUCAGUCAGCAAGCUCAGCCUAUUGCAGCAUCACCUUUUGCUCAGCAGCCAACGUCCACAGCUGCUACUCCCUUUGGUACUGCUGCAACAUCGGUGUUCGCUGCGCCAGCAUCAACGAAUUCAAAUGUUUUUGGUCCUCCUUCUUCUUUUGGCUUUGUGUCACCUGCAACACAUACUACCAAUGUAUUUGGAGCGGCAGCAGCACCUACGACUACUCAGUCACUUUUUAGUUCGAGUCCUUUCGGCACCGCUCAGCCAAACAGCUCAGUGUUUGGAGCCUCGCCAACAAUAACAAACGCAAGCAAUUCCAGUAGUAAUAUUUUCAUGGCAAAGCCACAACAAAACACUUCCUCACCCUUUGGAACGACCUCAUCAACGCAGACAGGUCCAUUUGGUAAUUUCACUGCCAAGCCAAGCCUGGGACUUGCUGUGUCGAUAACAAUUGACGACACAGCUUACAGCCAAGAAGAGAAUCUUACGGACGAAGAAAAGGCUGCGUUUCAGUUGGCUCAGUUCGUUAAGGGACAAAUUCCGCUUAAACCUCCGACCAAAGCUUUGUGCUAAGCACCAUCAACAUAGAUAACAAGCAUUUUAGAAGUACUUCUGAUCAUCAACUAAUAACAGAUUUCUUUUUCAAAGAUUACAAUGGACACUUAGUACUAAUAGAAAGUGUAAAUACGUGAAGACAGAUGUACAAAGGUAAAUUAAAAUACGGAUUAAUCGUUGUUAUGUUACGUACUUAGACAAAAUUAAGUUGGAUAGCUUUAAGUUUUAUCUCGAUCAUUUUUAAUAAAAUAAUGGCGCAACUUGAUAAAUUUUAAGUUUGUAAAAUAUUUUAAAAGUCCAACUUGUG